Messenger RNA from Soboliphyme baturini, 381 nucleotides. NCBI's taxonomy places the organism in Eukaryota, Metazoa, Nematoda, Enoplea, Dioctophymatida, Soboliphymatidae. The record is from the annotation of a GenBank genome assembly.
AUGCGGUACUUCUCGAGUUUCGUGGCUGGUCCGGCGGCGUCCCAAAGGGAGGACCAAAACCGAGUGAUGCUGAACCUCGGCCAUUUCAAGACAUCGAAGCUCGUCAUCGUUCGUUCAAUGUUCGAAGACCAUAUGCCGCCUUUCAUUAGCUCCGAUUUCGUCUUGACGAUGUCGUCCGUCAAACUCGUCCUUGUGGGACGACGACAGGAGCGCGACGGAAUCCGAUACAUUCGGCUGUGGCCGGCGCACGCCCCAAGUUCCAACUAUUCCAACGAUGGCAAUGCCGACCCAAGCAUGUCUUGGUGCGUGCCACCUCCCAACUUGGCCACAUGCACCGCGGCCACCGAGUUGUGGAGUGCAGCUCACAGAGAUGACGAAUAG